GGCACACACCGAAAAUGCCACGCUCCUUCCUGGUGAAGAGUAAGAAGGCUUACACCUACCACCAGCCCCGUGUGCGGGAAGAUGAGCCUCUCUGGCUGCCCGCCCUGAUCCCUGUGGCCAAGGACCAGGCCCCAAGCAAUGGCCCUGUCCUGGACACCCUGUUCCCAAGCCAGCGCCUGGACUGGCCCCCCCUCAAACGGGAAUCAGAGCUGGAACAGGACCGGAGCUCGGCCCGGAUGGCCUCGGCACCAGAGGGUCCCAUUGUGCUAUCCUGUCCCCAGGAUGGGGACUCGCCACUCUCCGACUCACCCCCGUUCUACAAGCCCAGCUUUUCCUGGGAUGCCCUGACCUCGGGUUACAGCCACAGCUACCGGCAGGCCCCCUCCACCAUGCAGUCGGCCUUCCUGGAGCGCCCCGUCAGCCUGUAUGGCAGUCCUCUGGUCCCCAGCACUGAGCCUCCCUUGGACUUCAGCCUCCACUACUCCCCGGGCAUGGACGCAUACCACUGUGUCAAGUGCAACAAGGUAUUCUCCACGCCUCACGGCCUGGAAGUGCAUGUGCGACGCUCCCACAGCGGGACACGACCCUUCGCCUGUGACGUCUGUGGCAAGACCUUCGGCCACGCCGUGAGCCUGGAGCAGCACACUCACGUCCACUCCCAGGAGCGCAGCUUCCAGUGCCGCAUGUGCGGCAAGGCCUUCAAGCGCUCGUCCACGCUGUCCACGCACCUGCUCAUCCACUCGGACACGCGGCCCUACCCCUGCCAGUUCUGCGGCAAGCGCUUCCACCAGAAGUCGGACAUGAAGAAGCACACCUACAUCCACACCGGUGAGAAGCCACACAAGUGCCAGGUGUGCGGGAAGGCCUUCAGUCAGAGCUCCAACCUCAUCACCCACAGCCGUAAGCACACCGGCUUCAAGCCUUUCAGCUGCGAGCUGUGCACCAAGGGCUUUCAGCGCAAGGUAGACUUGCGACGGCAUCGGGAGAGCCAGCACAAUCUCAAGUGA
This is a messenger RNA of Carlito syrichta (Philippine tarsier), 1007 nucleotides long. RefSeq names its product growth factor independent 1B transcriptional repressor (gene GFI1B). Lineage: Eukaryota; Metazoa; Chordata; Mammalia; Primates; Tarsiidae. Gene Ontology annotation, molecular function: RNA polymerase II cis-regulatory region sequence-specific DNA binding; DNA-binding transcription factor activity. Bases 15 to 1007 code for a protein of 330 amino acids. The record is from RefSeq and is a predicted model, not a curated record. Gene Ontology annotation, biological process: regulation of transcription by RNA polymerase II. The transcript is spliced from 6 exons. Gene Ontology annotation, cellular component: nucleus.